Molecule: messenger RNA, 1410 nt
Organism: Naegleria fowleri
Lineage: Eukaryota; Heterolobosea; Eutetramitea; Acrasida; Naegleriidae
Exons: 1
Coding region: 1-1410 (469 amino acids)
Biological process (GO): adenylate cyclase-modulating G protein-coupled receptor signaling pathway
Cellular component (GO): heterotrimeric G-protein complex
Molecular function (GO): GTPase activity; G-protein beta/gamma-subunit complex binding; guanyl nucleotide binding
Source: RefSeq, a predicted model, not a curated record
AUGCCGCAAUCUCAUCCAAACACCACCAAUGGUCGUAAAUUCUCUCUCCCGUUACCCUCCUUCAAAAGCAGACGCUCUCUUGAAGAAUCCGAUGAAUCUUUCAUGUUUUCUUCCUAUUCAUCAUCAUCCAACAAUUUACAACCACCUCCUUCUCAUCAUCAUCAUUCUACAACGCUCGAACAAUCAACCAUAUCUAUUCCAAUUCCAGCCAAAAAACACAACAAUCACAAUCCUGAAAGUGUUUCGCCCGCAAAGAAGAAUUCGUUCUUUUCAAAAACACCUCCUUCGACAUCUCCGAGUGGUUUGUCUCCGAUCGGGGCUUCGAAUGGACCUUUUUCUCCAAAAAUGUCAACAAAUAUUGAUUAUGAUGAUCAUGCUGUGGUGCAUGUGCAUGGAAAGACUUUAACUUUGAAAAAGAUUUGUUUUUUGGGAUGUUGUGGAAGUGGUAAAUCAACGUUGUUUCGACAAUGUGAAAUGAUAUUUGGAGAAGCAUGUUGCGCAAAGGCUGUGGCAAGUUCCAAGUUAUUCAUUCAGCAGAAUUUAGUAGAAGUUUUGAGAGUUUUCUUUGAGGGAAUUUUAAAAGAACAAAAAGAGAAGAGCAUGGUGAUUGUGGAUUGGAAUGUGACACAGAAAAUGAAAACAUUUUUAAAAAGACAUAGUUGUGAUAGAAUGUUAGGAGAUCGAAUUGUAGAUCCAUGCACAUGGAUGGAGUUAUUGAAGGAUGAGAAUGUGCGGAAUGUGUUGGACAAUUUAUACAUGUACAGUGAACUCAAUUUUUCAAUAUCUAACUGCAUUGAAUAUUAUGUACAAGAAUUUGCUAGAUUGACAGCUGACUGCUACACACCUACCGAGGAAGAUUAUGUGAAAUUUGUCCAAAAAACUACUGGUGUUGUACGUAGGCAAUACAAGUACAAUGACAUUCCCUUUGUAUUGCUCGAUGUUGGAGGAAAUAGAAGUGAAAGAAAAAAGUGGCCUGCAGUCCUCAAAAGCUGUCACGCUCUCUGUUAUGUUAUUUCGUUAGCAGAAUUUGAUGAAUAUUGUUGGGAGGAUCCAAAAACGAAUCGUUUCAAAGAAUCAAUGGUGACUUUUCAAGAACUGUUAAACGGAGAGCACAUUAAGAACAAGGACCUUUUUGUUAUUUUUACAAAUGUGGACAGAUUCAAACAGAAAAUCAUGAAGGAAAAUCGAUUAGCUCUUCUGAGAAAUGCCAUGAUGCCAUUUUCCAUUUCUGUAGAUGUCUGUAGUGACAACCAAAUCGAUGAGCUUAUUCAGAACAUUGUUGAUCGAUAUUUGGAAAUGGAUCGAGAGCGAAGAGUAACAAAACAUUUUGUUAUCAACGCAUUGGAUCGACAAGAAGCUCAAAGUCAAAUGUCGGAAAUACUGGACGCAAUUCUGAAUAGGGACGAGUAA